Messenger RNA from Haliotis rufescens (red abalone), 1634 nucleotides. Its product is annotated as inositol monophosphatase 2-like. Bases 166 to 1002 code for a protein of 278 amino acids. Gene Ontology annotation, biological process: signal transduction; inositol metabolic process; phosphatidylinositol phosphate biosynthetic process. The transcript has 9 exons. Gene Ontology annotation, molecular function: inositol monophosphate 1-phosphatase activity. Lineage: Eukaryota; Metazoa; Mollusca; Gastropoda; Lepetellida; Haliotidae. The record is from RefSeq and is a predicted model, not a curated record.
GAUCACACCCCUCUAGAGCCUCGUACACGGUCACUGUGACCUAUUUACGUAUUCGACUUCUUGUCUGUCGUACUUGGCGAGAUACCUCCGCCAGGCCACACUCGAGAAGUGUAGUCUCGUUUCUUCAUUCUCUUCACUGAAUACAUAGUAUCGCUUGAGGCGGAGAUGCCAGUCAAGGUUUCGGAGGAAGAUCUCCAAGGUUUCCUGGAGAAGGCGAUCGAACUGGCCCGGGCGUCGGGUAAGCUGAUGAGAGAGGCAUUCUACAAGGAAAAGAAAGUUGACACGAAGACAAACCACGCUGACCUGGUCACCGAGACGGACGGCGCUAUAGAGAGGGAUGUCAUAGCGGCCCUCAAGGAAGCAUACCCUGAUCACAGGUUUAUAGGCGAGGAGACAGCUGUAGACGGCAAACAAUGUGACUUCACCGACGACCCCACGUGGAUCCUCGACCCCAUAGAUGGAACAACUAACUUUAUACACGGAAUUCCAGACUUUGCCUUCUCAUUAGGCGUGACGGUUAACAAGGAGCCAGUAGUAGGAGUUAUCUACCUUCCCAUACCGGACACGAUGUACACAGCAAGAACAGGAAAGGGAGCUUACUGCAAUGGCAAGAAAAUAACAGCAAAUGUCAUACACGAGGUGAGUCAGGCCCUGGUGAUGUCCGAGGGGGGUAACGGGCGGGACGAGACGGUCAUCCGGACCCACUCCGACAACCUGCACCAGAUACUUACCCGCAGUAGAGGGUUACGUGCGUACGGGUCGACGGCGAUUGACCUGUGUAAAAUUGCCUGUGGUCAAGGGGAGGCGUAUGUCCAGUAUGACUUACACUGCUGGGACAUGGCGGCGGGCGUGGUCUUGGUCCGAGAGGCGGGGGCCACCGUCAUGGAUCCCACGGGCUCCCAGUUGGACCUGAUGAGCAGACGUGUGUUGGUAGCUACCUCCGAGGAUCUGGCCAGGCAGAUAUCCGCCAUGUUGUCCCAUAUAGCCAAUGGACGGGACUGAUCUGCCGUCUCAUCUACACGUACCUCAUCUUCCCGAGGCAAGACAGUUAACUGACUUUAAAAGUCCACUUUCCACCCUUGCCGAACUAGGCUGGUAUUCCUGGGUUCGAUCGUAGCGGCACCAGUGGUUAUUACGAGUUAUGUCCCUUCCUAGCCUCUCCUAUGGACCAAUCAGAUUCAAUCACUUUCAUUUGUUUCAAACAAAAUGGCGGCGCCGAGUCAAGACGAUCUGAUCGAUAAUCGAGAUCUAUAUUGUGAUAAAACGGGUCUUACAUCGCGAAGUGCAUCAAAUCACGCAACCACCUUGGUUAAAAACAUGAAAAGGUAUGGAAAAUGUCUGUUGACAAUAAGUUGGCGGUGCAUAUGCGGAAAUCUGCACGACAGUUUACGAACCGGAUUUCGAUUUCGUUGCGCGAUUUUGAUUGGACUAUGCAUAGACUCAUUAGUCCAGCCAAAAUGUAACUCCAUAAUACCAGCCUAGUUCGGCAAGGGUCGAAACUGGACUUUUAUAGUCAGUUAACUCUCUUGCCUUGGGGAGGUGCACGUACCUCAGAAUGCCCUCGUCACCGUGUCAAAAAACGUUUUUUAAAACAUGUUGGUGGAUCCCAGAAUAAAACUAUUUUAGAAGCUGUU